Messenger RNA from Chanos chanos (milkfish), 2023 nucleotides. RefSeq names its product solute carrier family 25 member 43 (gene slc25a43). The record is from RefSeq and is a predicted model, not a curated record. Bases 117 to 1148 code for a protein of 343 amino acids. Gene Ontology annotation, biological process: transmembrane transport. The transcript has 5 exons. NCBI's taxonomy places the organism in Eukaryota, Metazoa, Chordata, Actinopteri, Gonorynchiformes, Chanidae.
CAAGCGGUUUCAUUACUAACAGUUUCUUUUGUAGACAUAUAUUCUGUAGAUUAAAGAAGCAAUAUUACAAAGAGCGAGAAGCCGCUGAUCUAUUUCUAUUUUUUAGCGUGUACAUUAUGGCAACGGUGAAAAAGGAUGACAGAUUAACAAGUACUCAGAGUUUCCUUUGCGUUGGUUUUGCUGGAGUUUUUAGUAAAACAGCAACGUCUCCCCUUGAAGUGGUAAAAAUUUUAAAUCAAGUGGGGACAUUUCAUUCUAAACAAGGCUUCCUGCACAGUUUUCUUCUCCUUUAUCAGAAUGAGGGUCUGCGAGCAUUUUGGAAGGGAAAUAUGAUUUCCUGCCUUCGGUUAUUUCCCUACAGUGCCAUACAUUUGGCAACUUACAAAAAGAUUGUCCAUCUUCAUAUGGAUGAACUGGGACACAUCACACAGUGGAGGGCUAUACUGGCCGGAGGGUUAGCAGGUAUAUCUGCUGCUCUGGCCACAUAUCCACUGGAGAUAGUCGAGACAAGGUUUAUUGCCCAGAACUGCAGAGAGCCUACCUACAGAGGCCUGCUCCACACACUUUCCAGUAUUUACCAACGUGAAGGGCUUCUGGCUUUGUAUCGGGGCUUCUCCCUUACUGUUUUAGGGGCAGUCCCUUUCUCUGUCGGCUGCUAUGCAGUCUACAUUAAUUUGGACAAGCUGUGGCAGGAACCGCACUUCCGCUUCACAUCUCUGCAGAACUUCAUCAAUGGAUGUUUAGCUGCAGGCGUUGCGCAGGCCUUCUCCUUCCCCUUUGAGACCGUGAAAAGAAAAAUGCAGGCUCAGAGCUCUCGUCUGCCGCAUUUCGGUGGGGUGGAUGUGCACUUUAAUGGUAUGCUGGACUGCUUUAGGCAGGUGAUCAGAACCAAGGGCUUUCUGUCUCUGUGGAGUGGCCUUACAGCUAAUAUGGUGAAGAUUGUCCCUUACUUUGGUCUGCUGUUUAGCUGCUUUGAAAUGUGCAAACAAGUUUGUUUGUACCGUAACGGUUACAUUGUGUCUCCACUGAGCUACAAGCUCACACCGGGCGUGGACCAGAGCCUGGGUCCUCACGAACUGCAGGAAUUCAAACGGUACCUGAGAAGGAAAUUACAGUCACAGAGUUCAUCAAUAGGCAACCGAUGGUAACGCUUCUGUCAAAAGAAAAAAUCAGGAGUCUUUCGCAUUUCCACGUGGCACAAUGGAAUGAAGGCUGAUUUUAUAACGUGAUAUUGCAACCUUUUAUGAGCCAUAAGUAAUAUUACUCAUGACUGUAAUUUCAGCUUUCGUGAAAUGCAUUUUAAGCCUCACUGCAUUGGAAAACAGCAGCACAAUCAUGUGAAUUUUGCACAUCCAUACUUGAAGCACAAGAAUUCUCCUGAGCAAUACUAGCUUAAGUGUUAAAAAGCAAAUCUGUAAGUCAUUGUUGCGCAUCAUUGUGACUGUAUUUUGGAAGUAUUUGCAUGUUAACAGGGACUGCAUGGCUUUUGUAAGCUGGCAUUGAAUAUCUGAAACACAGUUGAAACUUUGGGAAUAUAAAGCACUCACUUUUUUAAGUGUCACUCAGGAAUUCUGUUGGACAACUUGUUAUGAAUUAAACCGCUCAGUGUCAAUCACUGUAAGUUAUAUGGUUCGAAUCCCUCUCUGGCGUUAGUGUUUGUACUGUUUUAAUGUCUUUUGUAUUCAUGUGCCUUAAAAUUUCCACAUAUUUAAGUUAUGUGUAACAUUGGAUCUUUUUUCUUGGUUUUUAAUUCAUGUAACUAAUAUGAUGACUCCGGAUCAAGUAUUUUGGGAUUUCACAGUGUUGUACCGUGAUAUGUUCAGGUCUUACCGAAAACCUGAUUCCAACUGUUUGAAAUCAUAUGUACAUCCUUAUAUGAUAUACAUGUUUAUCUUACACGGCUGAAUGUAAUAUAUUUGAAUCAUGAAAGUGUUUUUUUUUACUUAACAUAAAUGUGUAUUUAACUAAUUCCCAGUGCAUUAUGAGAUAUGUUGGUGCUCAACAAAAAUUAACAUUGAACUCA